UAGGCACGAUUUCUAUUGUAGGGAUUAUAAUGAAAACGAUACCUAACUAAUUGCGAUACUUACAUGCAUAACAUAUGCACAAAAAUAUACACAUCUACAUACAUUUAGAGAGAGAAGCGAGCAGGAGAGAAAAAUCACGCUUUGAAACCCUCACAAUCUCUCAAAGCUCGGUCAAAUUUCAAGCACAAAUCAUCCAGAAAGUUCGAAAUCUGAGUUGAUUCGCCUGUAAUUUGUUACGCGAUUCAUCAUCAAGCAGUUGUGGAUAUCUUUUACCUUUGAGAUUUGAGUGGGCUUUAAAUUUCACCAGCUAUUCAUUGUGCUUGCAAAAUGGACUGGGAAAAUAGAGAUGUAUGAAAAGUGUAUACAACUGAAAUGCUUUCAGUUUGUCUUGUGGGAGCACGUGGAGUAGGUUUUUGUCAUCCUGAGAACAUAUUUUUUGUAUUCAAAUUGGUUGUCUGCUACAGAAAAAGACCAUGCUUGAUAUUGCAGUGUGAAUGACUAUCUUCCAGAGUAGUAGUCUUGGUGAAAGGGAUGCUGAACAGGCCAUUACAGCUUUAAAAAGAGGAUCUUAUCUACUCAAGUAUGGCCACCGAGGGAACCCAAAAUUCUGCCCUUUUCGUCUUUCUAGUGACGAGACAUCACUAAUAUGGUAUACUGGGAAACAGGAGAAAGAGGUUCAGUUAAAACAUGUUUCCAGAAUUAUUCCUGGACAGCGAACUGCGAUAUUUCAUCGUUAUCCUCGGCCAGAAAAAGAAUAUGAAUCAUUUUCGCUCAUAUAUGACAAAGGGUCAUUGGAUCUGAUAUGCAAAGACAAGGAUGAAGCUGAAAUCUGGUUUGUGGCCCUCAACGCACUACUAUCACGGGGUAAUGGUCAAGUAUUAAGACGCAGAGGAAGCAGCGACAGCCUCUCGUCUAGUGGUUCAAGUAAUCUUCCAAAAGGACAUUCUCAGUCAUUUAUUUCAACAAGCAGCAGUGAUAUAGUUUAUGAGGAUCAGGAGAACACACAAGCACUUCAAGGAUUUUCUGUGAAUCCCCCUCGGAAAAGACUGGGAAGAGCAUUAUCAGAAUUAUUGUUAUAUGAUUCUGCUGCUCAAUUUUCCCCUCAUAGAGAGUUUGAUGAAAAGUCUUUUAGCAUGCAAUCAUCGCAAGAUGCCCGCAACCAGGCAGAUACUUCUCGACUUAGUAUAUCCAGUGCCAUGAGUUCAUCAGGCCCGGGAUCUCCUCAAGAAGACCUUGAUACAUUUGGUGAUGUUUUCAUCUGGGGAGAAGGAAUCAGUGACGGGCUAAUAGGUGGUGGUUUCCGUAGAAGUAGUUCUUCAACUCCCCUUAAAGAUGCACUUUCUCCGAAGGUUCUAGGAUCAGUUUUGGCACUAAAUACCAAAGAGGUUUCCUGUGGUAGCAAGCAUGCUGUACUAGUUACUAAACAUGGUAUGAUAUAUAGUUGGGGAGAGGGGUCAGGCGGAAGGCUAGGCCACGGAGUGGAUGCUGAUGUUCCCAAUCCAAAGUUCAUCAGUGCUUUUAACGAAUUGGAAAUUAAAUCGGUUUCAUGUGGAGAAAAUCAUACCAUCGCUAUUACGGUAUCUGGGGAUCUUUAUACAUGGGGUGAUGGUAUCCACAAAUUUGGGCUACUUGGGCAUGGGAAUGAAUUCAGUCAGUGGAUCCCUAAAAGGGUGAGGCAGAUGGAGGGUAUGCAUGUAUCUGUGAUCUCAUGUGGACCAUGGCAUUCAGCUAUUGUUACAGAAACAGGUCUUCUGCUUACAUUUGGAGAUGGGACUUUUGGUGCCCUGGGCCAUGGAGAUAGAUUUAGCACAAAUAUUCCCAGAGAAGUAGAAGCUCUAAAAGGGUUACGGGUAGUGACAGUAAGUUGUGGUGUCUGGCACACUGCUGCUGUUGUAGAGAUAAGUUCUGAUCAUUCAAAUUGCUAUGGCUCAUCAAGUGGACAUCUCUUUACUUGGGGGAAUGGGAACGAAGGGCAGCUUGGUCAUGGGGAUGAUGAAUCUAAACUUGUUCCAUCUUGUGUGGUGGUGUUGAAUGAGAUAAACUUCUGUCAAGUAGCAUGUGGUCACAGCAUCACUGUUGCCCUUACAACCUUGGGAAAAGUAUAUACAAUGGGUAGCGCUAAACAUGGACAGCUAGGGAGUCCUGGGAGUCCUGGAAAGCUUCCCAUCUGCAUUGAAGGUGAACUCAGAAGCAAUUUUAUUGGAGAAAUAGCAUGUGGCUCUCAUCAUGUUGCAGUGUUGAGCUCAAACUCUGAGGUUUACACUUGGGGAAAGGGAACAAAUGGACAAUUAGGCCACGGGGACCUUGAUGACAGAAAUAUUCCUACACUUGUCAAAGCUCUUAAAGAGAAACACAUUAAGAGCAUAAUAUGUGGAUCCAAUAUUACAGCUGUUAUCUGUUAUCAUAAGCAGGUAAGUGUUGCUGAUUAUCACAUGUGCUCUAGUUGCCAUGCACCCUUUAAUUUCAGAAGGAAACGUCACAACUGCUACAACUGCGGACUAGUGUUUUGCAAAGCUUGUAGCAGUAAGAAAUCUUUAAAAGCUUCUCUGGCACCAGAUAUGAACAAGCUUUACCGUGUGUGUGAAAUUUGUUUUUCCAAACUAAACAAGGUUGUCGUAAGCACAUCCCCUGUACUACCCCCCAAAGUCACAUGUGGGAAUACAAAAGCCAGCUCUGGUGAAACCAAGGAGCAAGAAACCUCGUUGAUUAAAACAAACAGUGUACUUUCUAAGCUUUCCUCUUUUAAUUCGUUCAGACGGUUAAGCAAUUCACAAUGCAAAAAGAGUAUGAAACAGAACUUGAAUAGUGGACUUGUAUCUCCAAUUCAAAACAGAAGUUUUCGAAAGGAAAGCUCUUCUACUUCUAAUUCCUCAGCUUCUUUAAAUGAAUGUUCACAAAUUGUAUCUCCUUCUCUUCCUAGCUCAGUAGUAAAUUCUCUUACUUCUUCACCAGUUUCCAUUACCUCAAGCCCUUCUCAUCCCUCGUCACUCGCAUUAAAUUCAGCCGCUCUUGCAUAUCCUAAUAUCAUUCCAGAUGACUCAAAGAAAACAAAUUACAACCUCAGCAAAGAAAUAUACAUACUAAGGGAACAGGUGGAGGUUCUCACUCGCAAGUCUCAACUCCUGGAAGCUGAACUCAGCAAAAAGUCAAAGCUGCUAAAAGAGGCAACUGAUGUUAUCUGGGAUGAGAAGGCGAGAAAUGAGGUGAAUGGAACGAAUCAGAUGCUAACCAGAAGACAGCAAUGAGGUCUCAGGUGUAUUCCUUGGCAAUUUAUCAGGUGCAUAUGGUGAAGCAUCAGGAUCUGAUUUUACAGUUAUCUCGAUCAAAUUGACCAGCUAGAUGCCUCGAUGUGGCCUGAGCCUGUAGUCACAAGUGUUGAUAUUUUAGUUUUUAGGAAAGGUCACAGAGUUGUACAGUAUAUAUCUGAUGCUAUCCCAUAGGGGAUGCAUUGAUCUAUGACAGCAACACGUUUACUUCAACACAUACUUUCUAGUUUCUAUUACAGCUCUA
Daucus carota subsp. sativus is the source of this 3510-nucleotide messenger RNA. Its product is annotated as PH, RCC1 and FYVE domains-containing protein 1. The record is from RefSeq and is a predicted model, not a curated record. Gene Ontology annotation, molecular function: metal ion binding. The coding region runs from base 495 to 3245 and encodes 916 amino acids. Lineage: Eukaryota; Viridiplantae; Streptophyta; Magnoliopsida; Apiales; Apiaceae. The transcript has 10 exons.